AUGGCUGAGGGCGCGGCCAGCAGGGAGGGUCUGGCGCCUCCGGACGCCGCUGGGAGCGAAGACGACCCCCGAGCCGGUCCGGACACCGGUUGUGGAGACGCCUUGGCGGUGGCUGCUGGGGGCCGCCUGAGAGACCGUCGUAGCGGGGUUACACUGCAGGGCGCCGCGGGCGCCCCAGCCGACAGCGAGGCCGGACUCCUGGAGGCGGCACGGGCCACCCCUCGGCGGAGCAGCAUCAUCAAGGAUCCUGCAAACCAAAAAUGUGGUGGAAGAAAGAAAACUGUGUCUUUCAGCAGCAUGCCAUCAGAAAAGAAAAUUAGCAGUGCCAAUGACUGCAUCAGCUUCAUGCAGGCUGGCUGUGAACUGAAGAAAGUCCGGCCAAAUUCUCGUAUCUACAACCGGUUUUUCACUCUGGACACAGACCUCCAAGCUCUUCGCUGGGAACCUUCUAAGAAAGAUAUGGAGAAAGCCAAGCUUGAUAUUUCUGCUAUAAAAGAGAUUAGACUGGGGAAGAACACGGAAACAUUCAGAAACAAUGGCCUUGCCGACCAGAUUUGUGAGGAUUGUGCCUUUUCUGUACUCCAUGGGGAAAACUAUGAGUCUCUGGACCUAGUUGCCAAUUCAGCAGAUGUAGCAAAUAUUUGGGUGUCUGGGUUGCGGUACCUGGUUUCUCGGAGUAAACAACCCCUUGAUUUUAUGGAGGAUAACCAGAACACACCAAGGUUCAUGUGGUUGAAAACAGUGUUUGAAGCAGCAGAUGUUGAUGGGAAUGGUAUUAUGUUGGAAGACACUUCUGUAGAGUUAAUAAAACAGCUUAACCCUACCCUGAAGGAAUCCAAGAUCAGGUUAAAAUUUAAAGAGAUCCAGAAGAGCAAAGAAAAACUAACCACCCGAGUGACAGAAGAGGAAUUCUGUGAAGCUUUUUGUGAGCUUUGUACCAGGCCGGAAGUGUACUUCUUACUUGUGCAGAUAUCUAAGAAUAAAGAAUAUUUGGAUGCCAAUGACCUUAUGCUCUUUCUAGAAGCUGAGCAAGGAGUCAGCCAUAUUACUGAGGAUAUGUGCUUAGACAUCAUUAGGCGAUAUGAGCUUUCUGAAGAGGGACGUCAGAAAGGGUUUCUUGCAAUUGAUGGCUUUACUCAGUAUUUGUUGUCACCAGAAUGUGACAUUUUUGAUCCUGAGCAAAAGAAAGUUUCCCAAGAUAUGACCCAGCCAUUAUCUCAUUACUAUAUCAAUGCUUCUCAUAACACUUAUCUAAUAGAGGACCAGUUCAGGGGACCAGCUGAUAUUAAUGGGUACGUCAGAGCCUUGAAAAUGGGCUGUCGGAGCAUUGAACUUGAUGUUAGUGAUGGCUCAGAGAAUGAACCAAUCUUGUGUAACCGAAAUAACAUGGCAACACAUCUUUCCUUCCGAAGUGUCAUAGAAGUGAUAAAUAAAUUUGCCUUUGUUGCUUCUGAAUACCCACUUAUUCUUUGCCUGGGGAAUCACUGUACCCUUUCACAGCAGAAGGUAAUGGCUCAACAGAUGAAAAACGUCUUUGGUGAUAAAUUAUACAAUGAAGCACCUUUGCCCUCAGAAUCCUACCUCCCAUCACCAGAAAAAUUAAAGCGAAUGAUCAUUGUGAAAGGAAAGAAAUUGCCUUCAGAUUCAGAUGUGUUAGAGGGAGAAGUAACAGAUGAGGAUGAAGAAGCUGAGAUGUCUCGCAGGAUGUCGGUAGAUUACAAUGGUGAACAGAAACAAAUCUGGCUCUGUAGGGAGCUCUCUGAUUUGGUAUCCAUUUGUCAAUCUGUUCAGUACAGGGAUUUUGAACUGUCUAUGAAAAGUCAAAACUAUUGGGAAAUUUGUUCCUUUAGUGAAACGGAGGCCAGCCGCAUUGCAAAUGAAUACCCAGAGGAUUUUGUAAAUUAUAAUAAAAAAUUCUUAUCAAGAGUCUAUCCAAGCGCCAUGAGGAUUGAUUCCAGUAACUUGAAUCCACAGGACUUUUGGAACUGUGGCUGUCAGAUUGUGGCAAUGAAUUUUCAGACUCCAGGGCCAAUGAUGGACCUUCACACUGGCUGGUUUCUUCAGAAUGGAGGCUGUGGUUAUGUUCUGAGGCCAUCUAUCAUGCGGGAUGAAGUUUCUUACUUCAGUGCAAACACAAAGGGCAUUGUACCUGGGGUAUCUCCUCUAGCUCUCCAUAUCAAGAUCAUCAGUGGCCAAAAUUUCCCAAAGCCUAAGGGAGCUUGUGCCAAAGGGGAUGUCAUAGAUCCCUAUGUUUGUAUUGAGAUACAUGGAAUUCCAGCAGACUGUUCAGAACAAAGAACUAAAACUGUACAACAAAACAGUGAUAAUCCCAUUUUUGAUGAGACGUUUGAGUUCCAAGUAAACCUGCCCGAGCUGGCCAUGAUCCGUUUUGUUGUUUUGGAUGAUGACUACAUUGGGGAUGAGUUCAUUGGGCAAUAUACAAUACCGUUUGAAUGUUUGCAGCCAGGAUAUCGACAUGUUCCCCUGCGCUCUUUUGUGGGUGACAUCAUGGAACAUGUAACCCUUUUCGUCCACAUAGCAAUAACUAAUCGCAGUGGAGGUGGAAAGGCACAGAAGCGCAGUCUUUCAGUGAGAAUGGGGAAGAAAGUCCGAGAAUAUACCAUGCUCAGGAAUGUCGGUCUUAAAACCAUAGACGACGUCUUUAAAAUAGCAGUUCAUCCCCUAAGAGAAGCUAUAGACAUGAGAGAAAAUAUGCAGAAUGCGAUAGUGUCUAUUAAGGAGCUGUGUGGACUCCCUCCAAUUGCCAGUCUGAAGCAGUGCCUGUUAACCCUGUCCUCUAGGCUCAUUACCGGCGACAGUACCCCCUCAGUUUGCCUUGUGAUGAAAGAUGGCUUUCCCUACCUGGAGCCUCUGGGUGCAAUGCCGGAGGUGCAGAAAAAGAUGCUCGCUGCCUAUGAUCUGAUGAUCCAAGAGAGCCGACUUCUCAUAGAAAUGGCAGACACAGUGCAAGAAAAGAUUUUACAAUGUCAGAAAGCAGGGAUGGAGUUUCAUGAAGAACUUCAUAAUUUGGGCGCAAAAGAAGGUUUAAAAGGGAGAAAACUCAACAAAGCAACUGAGAGCUUUGCUUGGAACAUUACAGUAUUGAAAGGCCAAGGAGAUCUGUUGAAGAAUGCCAAAAAUGAAGCUAUUGAAAACAUGAAGCAGAUCCAGCUGGCGUGCCUGUCUUGUGGACUGAGUAAAGGCCCCAGUAGUGGGACUGAGACCAAGAACAAGCGUAGCCUGGAAGCCAUCGAGGAGAAGGACGGUGGCGAGGAGAACGGGAAGCUGUGAUGCUGUGCAGUAUGGCACAAUCACCCAGCCUCUUGUUAAGGAUUCAUGUUUCUCAGCCUUGCUUUUUUUAGCUUUUUUCUUUUUAAAGAAAUUUACAAAGAAAGACAUCCUGUACAGAUUAUGGGACAUAAACAUUUUCACAAUGGCAGUAUUUCUAUGUAGUUAAUUUAUCAAAUUUAAGACAUUCAGUAGCAGUGUUUUAAAUUCCUAGUUGUAUGUAUACGCAUGUAUGAAUUCUUGUGGAAGUGUAUGUGCUUAUGGGUGUGUGUGUGUGUGGAAAGAGAGAGAGAGAGAACGAGAGAAAGAGAGAGAAAGAGAGGGAGAUUCUGACCCUGUUGAACCCUAUUCUGUAUUGCAUUAUUCAUUUAGUAAGUUAUUCCUUUACAUUAUCAUUUUGGAACAAAUUUGUUAGUCUGAAAUUCUAAAGAGCACUUAUUGUAACCUGUUGCUGUGUUUAAUUUUACUUCUUUGCCUCUGCUAUUUAAUUUAAAGAUCUUAGCACAAACUAUUGCUGAAGGAAGUCAAAUUUAUCAAAGUACAGAUGUUUUGAUAGAUUAAAGAUUAGAAAAGUUUGUAAGAAUCACAAUAUAAAUAAAAAUAAAAGAUAAAGCAAAAGAUCAGAAUUUCUCAAAAGAUCAGUGAAGCGAUUUCUUUAGUGACCUCUUUAAAUAUUUAUUUUAAAAAAUCAACUUUAGAAAGUUUUCUGGAGUUGUUUACCAAGCCUGAUUUUAGAGGGAAAGCUGGUCAUAAAUAAGCAUAAAGCCAUUGUAUGUGGUAUUCUGAAGCACAUUGUCGGCUCUGUUGUCAGUUGGAUGUUGCUACUACAAAGAUAUUCAGUUAUGUGAUUUGAAAAUUUGUAGGAGGGUCUUAUUCUCCCAAACAGGGAGUCUAGCAUCCAUUGCCUUUAAAGACAAGGAAAGCUAAGAGGUGUUGAAUUAGACUGAAUAUAAUUUAGAGUACUAAAUUUAAAGUAAGAUAUGUUCAAACAAUGCUAUAACAUCAUGUUGAAAUCAUAUAUAUUUUAUAGGUCAGAUAACAUCUUUGUGAUGAUUUAUGAACUGACUACAGAAUGUCUGUGAUAUAGUUUUAACACAUACAGAAAAAUGCUCACAAAAUGAAGUAGGUUACUAAAUAGGGUACAUAUAUAAUUGUAUCUAGAUAAUUUUUACCCUAAUUUCUUCAUAAAGUACUUGAGUGUGAUGUUUGUUACCUCCAACAAAACUAAAUGUUCAAUGAUUAUGAAAGAAUAUAUUUAUUUAAAACAUUGCUUUUAUUUUGAAAAGCUUCAUAAUUAAUUUAACAACAUACUAAUUUGGGAGGAUGUAGAGAAGAUAAGUGCUGAAACUUUUUGAUUAUGAACAUCCUGUAUAGCUACUGUGUUAUUUCUGACUUCUUAACACUAUUAUGUUCAUGCUGCACUUUGCUGAAAGAGUAAAGAUAUGAGAAACGCUUUUAUUGUUCUUUUAUUGCUAAUUUAUUAAAAGGAA
This is a messenger RNA of Ochotona curzoniae (black-lipped pika), 4778 nucleotides long. It is a transcript of the gene PLCL1, whose product is annotated as phospholipase C like 1 (inactive). Gene Ontology annotation, molecular function: phosphatidylinositol-4,5-bisphosphate phospholipase C activity. Bases 1 to 3291 code for a protein of 1096 amino acids. NCBI's taxonomy places the organism in Eukaryota, Metazoa, Chordata, Mammalia, Lagomorpha, Ochotonidae. Gene Ontology annotation, biological process: lipid metabolic process; intracellular signal transduction. The record is from RefSeq and is a predicted model, not a curated record. The transcript has 6 exons.